This is a messenger RNA of Brassica oleracea var. oleracea, 550 nucleotides long. RefSeq lists its product as uncharacterized. The coding region runs from base 22 to 399 and encodes 125 amino acids. NCBI's taxonomy places the organism in Eukaryota, Viridiplantae, Streptophyta, Magnoliopsida, Brassicales, Brassicaceae. The record is from RefSeq and is a predicted model, not a curated record. The transcript has 4 exons.
AAGAUCUUUGAGUACUAACCCAUGGCAAUCUCUCACGUUCAUCCUAUGUUUCUUCUGGUCCUAUCACUAUUCUUCUUACCUAUUUUGCUGGCCCAGACCGCCUUCAUUACCAACUGCAGCCCAGUGUUUGGCGGAAUCAGAGCUACUGGAUUGGAGACAUUCGUGGAGCAGGGGAGAAAAAGCUUUAACUUAACCUGCUCUACAGAUACAGUACUCACCAAAGGAGUCAUUAUUGCGGUAGUUAAACGAGGCUACACAUUAGGACCAAUCUUAAAUGUACAACGAUACAAUCUCUGUGAUUUGAUCACAUGUCCUGUUGCACCUGGCUCUUUUGUGAUUACUUUUCGCAAACUAUAUCCUGUUGGCAUAAAAUGGCAUAUCGAAACAAAAAUAGUUUAAAACGCAGGCCCUGAUAAGAUCGUUAAUGGAGUGCCGGUGCCGGCCGAUGGAAGUCUCUGUGUAGACAUCGAUGAUUAUUAUUUUCCUUGAUCAGAAGGAUAUAAUGUGUCCAAUCUUCCCUUGCAUAAUUUCAAAUGCGUAUGUGAUUUUU